This is a messenger RNA of Merops nubicus (carmine bee-eater), 701 nucleotides long. RefSeq lists its product as uncharacterized. The annotation marks the transcript as partial. NCBI's taxonomy places the organism in Eukaryota, Metazoa, Chordata, Aves, Coraciiformes, Meropidae. The record is from RefSeq and is a predicted model, not a curated record. The transcript has 3 exons.
CUCAGGUACCCGGGGUUGAAACACUUAUGGAAGAUAUCGAUGAAUUUCAGAGUGUCUCUCAAGUGGCAGGAUCUCCGCAGAUGGUUCGGACCCUGGAUGCUGUGGGUGUCAGACCUAGAGGUUCCCCCAGGCAGAAACUCCUCAAGGACUCCUUAGCAGCAAAAGAACUCCAGACCAUGGAGAAACACCUGGCUGAUAUUGAGAAGGACCUAACACUAUGGGAGGAAGCAAGGCUCUCAAGAAGCCCUAGUGUCCAACAUCACAGUUUAGUUCUUGUAUCUGACUAUCAAGGCAAUCUUCAAGCUACACAGGGGCAAAAUGUGAGGCCUCAAGUGCCAACUACGAUGGGGAAGAACAUUCAGCUCCAAGGAAGUAAAUCAUCACCACUGCCCAGUAACAGCAGAACACAGGUCUCCAGCGUGGCAAACAGCAAACCUCCAACGCCUGGUACACAAACCAACAGGCCAUCAACUCCAUCAACUCCAGGGAGCAGACCUGUGACCCCAAAUAGCUUGCUGUCACAGCCUCUUACCCCUAGCAACCAAGGAAACAGGGGAGGCAUCAUUAGUAUGCAAAGAAGCAGAUCUUUGACAUCUAAGAGCCAAAUGGGGAGGACCCUCAGCCCUGCUUCAGGUCUCUCUGUGCAAAUGAGUGGAGAUAUUGUUGGAACUGUCACUACUCAGAGAAGCAGUUUAUCAGAA